Molecule: messenger RNA, 3057 nt
Organism: Thamnophis elegans (Western terrestrial garter snake)
Lineage: Eukaryota; Metazoa; Chordata; Lepidosauria; Squamata; Natricidae
Product: beta-1,4-galactosyltransferase 3-like
Exons: 7
Coding region: 357-1427 (356 amino acids)
Biological process (GO): carbohydrate metabolic process
Molecular function (GO): glycosyltransferase activity
Source: RefSeq, a predicted model, not a curated record
AGAAGUUGAGGUUUAAGGGGCGGUACUUCGGAUCGGAAGAAGAUUAAUUCGAACGGCGAUGGCGUGAGGGAAAGUGGUGGAAUUGUUAGCGUAAUUCACCAGGCAGGCGAAAACAGCACCGCAGAAAAUUGGAUAAUGGAAGAAUUGAUUCACCAAAGAUGGUUAAAAUAUAAAGCAUUUGAUCUAGAACGUCCUGUGAGUUUAAAGAAAUCAUGCUGAGAAUCUAGAAUACUUCCGAAAAAUGACAAUUUCCAUACUCAGUUACCUCAAAGAGUCAUUUACUGAAACUUUAGCUACAGUACCUGCAAAGUUAAAACACUGGAAAGUUCUGAAGAACUAAAGAAGUAAUUUUUUUUAUGAAGAAAAUGAAUUUUUCUCGAGCAGAAAAUUCUUGCUUUCUGCUUCUCUUGGUAAUCUUUCAAAUUAUAUUCGUCUUGAUACUUUACCGAGGCAGCAGUUCAGUUUUAUUUCAGGGUCAUUUAGAAAUACAUAAGUCAUUGGACUACUCAAAAUCAGAGGAUGUCUAUAUAAAUCUUAGUUUAUUUACUCCUGCUCCUCAAAAGACCACUAUGCAGACUUGUACAUCACAGUCAAAUAUACUUGUGGGACUCUUAACCAUCACCUUUGAUACACUACAUAGUGAAAGAACAAUUAUCCACAAAAAUCCAUAUGUCCAAUUGGGUGGCUGUUACAGCCCACCUCAUUGUCUAGCCCAUUACAAAACUGCUAUAAUUGUACCAUGCAGGAACUGUGAAAAGAAGUUGCACCAAUUUCUCUAUUACCUUCAUCCCUUUCUCCAACGCCAACAGCUUAGCUAUUGUAUCUACUUGAUUCAUCAGGCUGGAACUGGUCCAUUUAACAGAGCAAAGCUCCUUAAUGUUGGCAUCCAUGAGGCCAUGAAAGAGAAUGAUUGGGACUGUCUGCUUCUACAUAAUAUGGAUCUUAUUCCAGAAAAUGACUAUAAUCUUUAUGUCUGUGAUAAAUAUUAUCCCAAACACUUAUCCACUGCUAUUGACAAGUUAUAUUACCGCCUGCCAUAUUCGUCUGUUUUUGGUGGUGUUACUGCUUUGACCCCAGACCACUACAUGAAGAUAAAUGGGUUUCCAAACACAUACUGGGAGCAUCUUGAUGAAGACGACGACAUUGCAGAAAGGAUCCAUAUAGCAGGAAUGAAAAUAAUUCAGGUUCCUCUUCAUGUUGGACGUUACAAAAUGAUGGGUUAUGAACAAACACCUAGCCCUUUGCUGAAUCUAAAAAGGCCUGCUAAAUUGCAUACUUCCCAAACAUGGAAAGAUGAUGGAACAAAUUCCCUUGUCUUCAAACUCUUAGAAAAGAAGAAAAAACAUCUUUAUACACACAUUGUGGUAGAUAUUGGAGCCACACCAGCAUUACCACCUCCAAGUCAAAGAAAAAGGAAUAACACUUGACUUUGGCAUCAUCUGAAGCUUUCAAAUCCUAGAGCUUUUUACAAGCUAAAGUCACCAGGAAUGCAAGAAGGGGAAAGAGAACAUUGUUUUUGCAUGCAUUUGACCAAUUAAGCAGGAGCCAAAUACACUAUAAAGAAACCAUAUCUGAGGUAGAUUGGUUUUGCUUCAUUGACAUUAGCAACAUAGAAAUUAUCCUAUCUUGUUCUGCAGUAAACUGUCAGAAGCUAGAAGCUAUAGUUCUGCUAUAGGAAUUGUCAAGUACCAGCAACAAAUUGGUCUAUGAAUAAUUGCAAAAUGUCUACUGAAUCCUGUGCUCUUUUCUAAUUUGCACAAUGCUUCUGCAUAGCAAAUAUUUUAAAAAAAGUUAUGUUAAUGUUACUUGUUACCAAUUUUUCAGGAAAUAUAUGAAUUUGGAAUUGACUUGUGGGUCUCUUUUUGAAAGGUUUUUCAUUAGAAAAUUCAGUUUUCUAUACCCAUAUUUUAAGAAUUUAAUACUUUAAGAAAGUAUUUUUUUAAUUAUAUGUUAAUUAGGUGUUAUUUUAAAAAUAUCUUAGUGAAUUUCAAGAAACAAUUUAAAAGUAUUAAUAAACAUGUAAGUAUUUGAAUGAACUGAUUAUGUGCUUUUUUAAAACACAUUUCAUUGGGGUCUCGUUAUUUUUAAAAGUUUGAUAUAUUUGUGUAGACUGAAACUGAUUAGACAGAGAAGUUGUUUAUUUAUCAUAUUAAAAAUAUGGAAUUAAUGGAAAUGGAGAUUUACCUUGUAUUAUAUCUCAUAUAUAUAGCUCACUGAAUCAUCAUAGCAGCCCUCCUAUAGAAAGGCAGAAUAGGAAAUCUAUAAAUAUUUACUGUAAGCAAGAUUGCUGUUUGUUCAAAGCACCAAUGUUGAAUCUAUUUCCCUCUGUCCGUUUGUAAAUCAGCUGAGAAAAUAAGGAUUGUUUGCCUUUCAAAUUUAUGUGGUUUGCUAGUAGCCACCUUGACAAUAUAAAAAUAAUUUGACUUUGGUAGCUGGAACACAAUUUAUUUUUAUGCUCAUUUUUAAAAAAAAUAUAAUGUUUUGCAUUUAACCAUAGAACCAUUUCUAUGUUUAGUACUAAUAUUUUAUAUUCAUUAGUUGCAUUAAUUGUCUUCCAGCUUUCCCCUCCAUCCUGAAGAAAUAUCACUGCAUUUUAAGACCAUUCUGCACUCUAACCUUGCAAAGGUGUAUGCUAUCAUUUUAAUGUCAAUUUAUCUACUUAUGUACUCUAUGCAAAUAUGUUUGGCUGUUAUCCUUUGAAAAAUGGAAAACACAGAGUAAUCAAUUUCUUUUAGUAGUAAAUUUUCACAUUCUUAAACUGACAGAUAUUCGGAUAAAUAUGAAAACUGAAGAUCAACAGGUUAAAUUUUAUUCAAAAUUUUAUUUUUUCCUUGUUUAAGAAAAAGAAAUUAUGUACCACCCCAUUUAGAAUAUGAUGAACAGUUCUUCAACUGAAAAAAUGACAUUUUAAAAAGUUGGACUGAAAAAAAAAUCUUGUUUCAUUGAAAAAUUAACAGUUGAAUUGUUCUUAUAUCUCUUCAUUUCAAAAAAAUGUUCUAUAGAAUUCUUUAUAAAGGAUUACUUUUAUCCAAAGAAAGUCUUUAAUUUCAACGUUGU